Messenger RNA from Aphanomyces invadans, 5493 nucleotides. RefSeq lists its product as hypothetical. The record is from RefSeq and is a predicted model, not a curated record. Lineage: Eukaryota; Oomycota; Saprolegniomycetes; Saprolegniales; Verrucalvaceae. The transcript has 4 exons. Gene Ontology annotation, molecular function: phosphatidylinositol binding; metal ion binding. The coding region runs from base 91 to 4821 and encodes 1576 amino acids.
CGGCGCAGUCACUCGGGCAAGUCCUCUCCCGUUGCCUCUGGUGCGUGUCUUGGUCAUUCAGCCAUUCACCAGACUUCCUGAGUGCAAUACAUGGAGUCGUCCUGCGCCAAGUGCAGCAGCAGUAUCGCUGCGACCGACCAAUUCUGUAUCUAUUGCGGCACCUCCGUCGUCCGCCCCGACGCAGCAUCCGCGUCCUCUUCCAACGUUGAACCGGCAGCUCCUGAGGAAGCCGCGGUCGAAGUCCCACCCGCGCCGGCGUCUACCCCGGCCCCCACUCGUGUCCUGUCGUCAACUACUCCGACUCCGCCGAGUGUUCCUUCCCCUCCCAAGUCGGCUCCUGUUGUGUCGUCGCGUGUCGUGGAAACAGUGCGCAAGGCGGCGAAAACCACAGACGACCGUCGGGAUUCCAUCGACGGAUAUUCUCUUAGCGACAGUUCGCUUGCUCAAAUUGCUGACCUUCAACGCCUCUGGCUUCCAGAUGACUUUUCCACCGACUGCAUGGACUGCGGCAAGACGUUUGGAUUUCCCCAACCUCGUCGCCACCAUUGCCGUGUGUGCGGUCAAUUGUACUGCCGCGACUGUGUCGCCAACAAAUGCACAAUCCCGUCGUCGUUCGGGUAUGCCGACAAGCCGCAACGGUGCUGCAAAUCGUGCACGAUCUCGCUGCAAAUGAAGGGAAUCAAGACUCCUGCCGAUGUCUUUUCCCAGCGCGAACAAGCUCAAACCCGUGUACUACCCACACCCAAGCCCGUCGCACCCGCGGCAGCGCCACCUGCUUCCGUUCGAGUGGCGCCUCCUCCAAGCAUGCGUCUUGCAGCCGCCACGGUCAUCGCGACAAGCCGCAUCAAAUCGUCCAACGUCGAUAGCGGCGUCAACCUGAACGACUUUGCGUCCAAGAACCCGACCCAAGUCGCCCGUGCCGAGCAAAAGGAGUGCCAAAUUUGCUUCCGGCAAUUCGCCAUCGGGCGCCGUGCCAACCACUGCCAGCGCUGCACCCGUUCUGUAUGUAACGGGUGCUCGCAAGGGCUGAAGCCCAUCCCGGAGCUCGGUUUUGCCACCCCCGUGCGCCACUGCAACAACUGCAUGACAAAACCUCCCCAGUUCUUUUCAUUGGAGACGGAAGGUGUCGUGGAGCCCUUGCCUGGCUUCGAAUUCCUCUCCAAGAUGGACUUUAAGAUUGCUGUGACUGACGUCGGCGGCGAAGCCACGGAAACGUACAAGGUGGACGUAUACUUCGAACCGAACGCGGCCCACGUCAAGGCCCUUGGUGAAACCCUCCGCGCCAGCGACAUCGAAGCCGCCAAGGAGUACUGCAUGUCUCGCAAGCGCAGCAUCGCCGACUUCGAGUGGCUCGCGACGGCGUUGGGCGACCAAGUCACGUCCAAGGCGCUGCCAAACUUUCCCGAAAAGCGCGUGCCUCGUGGGGCGAAGAAGGGCCAGUCUCUCCAAGUGUUUUUGUCGGGCUGCCUCGUCCACUCGUUGUACCGAUCGUGCGAUGCGCUCAAGGCGUUUUUCGGCUUGACGAACGAACAGUUCCGCGCGUUCAAGAACGCGGGUGCGAACACCGAGCUGAAGGUCGCCCCCGAGUACACUGACGUGCUCAUGUGGCUCCAACUCAAGAUGGAACAAGACCAGAUGGAGCACAAACUCGCUACGUUGGUGCAGCGCCGUAAGGACAACGAAUCCCGCGUGGCCAAGCAGCAAGCGCGAAAGCAGGCGUACGAAGGUCGCAAAGUGAACCAAAUGUCUCGACGCACGAACGCGCAGGCUCGGUACGAAGCGCUGUGCGCGCGCAAGGAAAGCCAAUUAGCGCGGCACAACCGCGAGAAGAACCGCCUCGAGACGCAGAUGACGCGUGUGGACAUUGUAUACGACGACACCAAGGCCGACGAAGACGUCCGCAGCAUCGAAGAGGACGUGCGCCAGAAGGAAAAGGUCGAGUUUGUCAAGUCCAAGGACGCGUUCCAGACAGACACGACCGAGUGGAACAAAGACAUGGCGCUGUGGAGUCGCCAGCGCGCCGACUGGAGCGACCACCACAACCCGCCGGUGUCCAAACAGAUCGCCAACGAAUGGCUCAUCAAGGCCUUCGGCGUGUUCCACCGGUUCACGGCGGAAGGCAACACGGCUGCGAUCCCCAAGGAACUCGCCAACUUGCACGCCAAGGUCGAGCAACUGCAGGACGAAGAACCGGCGUUGCUCGAGAAGGAAGGCCAGGCGUUGGACGACGAGUGGAGCGAAUUGAGCAAAGAGCGCGACAACUGGGCCCAAGACCGGUCCAACAUGAAGCGUGAGGACGACAUGUGCCACGACGAGGACGUGCGAUACAAGCAGGAGCACGAACACGUCAGGCUGUACCACGAACACCGCCAGAAGAAGGUCGACGCGAUCGAGGCGGACCUUGCGGCGCUCGACAUGGAGAUCAAGUCCCGCGCCAAGGCGUACGCACAACGCAAGCUGCGCCAUGAAGCUCUCGACAAGGAAUACGAACUCGAGUGGAAAAAGAGCCAAGACCAACGGAUGGCGUACACGGCCGAGCGCAUGACGGCACACGGUGACCGCAUCGCCCGUGGCAAGAAACGCUGCGAAUGCCUCAGCGAACAACUCACUCGUCAGCAAAAGUCGAGCCGCCUCCUGCUUUUCAAGCGCGCCGCGAUGAACGAAGAACGCGACGAAGACACCACCGUGUUCACCGAACACAAGGACGGGUGCAAGUCUGCGUUGGAUGCGGCUGCGAGCAACUUGGCGAUGGCUCCCGAGUACGUCACCCGUCUCGAUUCGGACGUUGCGAUCAACAAGCAAGAAACGGACGACAUCUUGGCGUCAAACUACCGCACGCCCAUGGAAGGUGACGUCGUUGACGAGCGCGACCCGUUCAUGAACGAAGUCCGCGCCCGCCGCCGCGCAUUCCAAGUCGAGUUGGACGCACAACAGAGCCAACUCGCGGCCGAAUUCGGUGUGUGCGAGUCGCUCCUCCACCGCAUCUCGGGCUUCAUUACCCGCUUGAACGAAGAGACCGCGACCGCGGUCAAAGAAGAAACCCUCAUUGUCGAGUACCAAGCGUUUUUGGAAUCGGAAAAGAAACUCAUCGCUGACGAAGAAACGUGCCGCGAACAGAAAAAAACGUACUUGACGUCGCUGCUCACGGAUGCCGGCAACUGGGUCUACGAUGCCCUCCACGACCACUCGAAGCGCAAGAAGCGUGAGGCGGACCGCCUCGUGAAGCAAGCUUUGCGAGCAUCUGAACUCCAGCGCCUCGUUCAGCACUUUACGCACCGCGUGAUCGAACAGGAAGAGCGCAUUAUGCGCCAGAAGCAGCGCAUCCUUCUCGGCGAGCACAAGCUCGAGAUGCUCAAGAGCUCCGACUCGUGGUUUCUCCACGUGACUGUGCACACACCCGACAUUGGCAAGCACGACGCCAAGUGCCUCGAAGUUGCUCGGAAGGAGCGCGAAGACGACAUUGUCCAGGGCAGCAAGCUUCUUGCCGAAGACGACGCAGACACCGCGUCUGUGACGGCCGAGCUCGAGAAGUCCAAGGCGUGCGCCGAAGAAAAGGCAAUCAAGCGCGACGUGUGGGCCUACGUCGAGGACGUGUACAAUUCGGACAAGCCGCAGGAAAAGGAUGAGGACAUGAUGAUGACGUCGCAGAUCCGUGGCCUUGUCGCCCAGCUCGGCGAGACCUUCGAGAUGCUCACAAACCGCUUGGCGGAAGAAGAGGAGAGCCUGGAACAUGCCCACUCGAUCUUGGUCGGGGAAGUUGACUCGAUCAAGCACUUUAUGGAGCGCAUCGACUCGGAAGAAUCCGCGUUGAGCGCGACCGAGAAGAACUCGCUCCAAAAAGAGUCGAACGUCCGCAAGGCUGAAAGCGACCUCAUCGAACAGCGCGCGCGCGCGCUGAGCUCCAACUACAAGUCGAUUGCGUCCGAGCACGCCAAGCUGCCGGUCACGUUUGACGCAGUGCGCAAGACCCGCGCGAGUCGAGAAAUCCCGCUCAAGCUGCGCGACGCCGAACUCGACGUGGCGCGCCGCCUCGUCAAAGCCCGCAACUUCUACGACAAAAAGGCGUGCAGCGACUUUGCUCGCAAGUACAUGACCAACGUGUCGACCGAGCCGAACGAAGUGCGCGAGGUGCUCGAUUGGCUCUUGGUCACUGUCGACAGCGACAUCAAGGCCGUCGAGAAGUGGCUCACGUUGAGCAAGGCCGAGCGCAAGGAAAUGACGCUGUUGGCGACGAAAGCCAACGAAAUCGACUGGAGCGCCGACAUGUUGACCAAAAUUCCUGCCUUCACCGACGUCGAUGCCGUGAUUAAGGACAAGGGUGUCAGUGCGGUCCAUGCCAAGGAGCAAUGGGUCGUCGAACUCAUCAACGUCAAGCGCGCGAUCGCGUCCAAGGACAAGGACCUAUGUGCCAUCGUGGACGAGACUGUCGCGGUGGCCAAGAAGGAAGAGGCCAAGGUGGCGCAAUGCCUCGACAAGUUGAAAGCUUCCAAAGAGGAAGUGAUCAACACAUUGCGCAUCAUUGACCGGGAAGAAGCCAAGGCCGUCCGCAACGGCAAGCCGUACUUGGAGGUUGAAGCCCCUGUCGACACGACCGCCGCGGCCGCAGCAAUUGCGUCGUAUCCUAUCGUGCAGUCCAACCGCAAGCCGCGCAACAGCCAGAACCGUGGCACGGACUUGGUCGUGACGGAACCUCCCGUCCGAGAGGAACCGACCAUCUCAGAAGAAGAAGGCGAGAACCAACCCGAUGCAGCACCAACCGCGGCCGACAGCGAGGCCGCCCCUGCAGCCCCACAACACCCCGUCGUGGAACUGACCCUUUGAACUACUCGCUCGUGGUUUCACGGGACGCGAUCGAGUGGGUGGAUCUAUUAAUGGAAUAUAACAAAGUGUGUGUGUGUCAAUGUGCUGAAGCAGCUUGUUACACCUCAAUCAAGACGUAGUCUUCGUGGGCCGGUAGGUUGUCGCUGCUGUCUGGCGGCAAGAUGCUGUAUCCCACCAAUUUGGCCACGGGGAUUCUCGUCCGGACAUGGCGCGUCCGCCGACGGCACGUCAGGCGCCGUCGUGCGUUUGUAUGAUUCCACGCAACCAUUACACCCACGAGCAAAAGACACGCGGCGAACAAGACGAAGAUCCAAGACGUUGACCGAGUCGCUGCCGUGGGAACUCGAAGGUGGUCAGUACCUGGCGCUAUCGUCGACGCAAACUCCGCUCGCGCGCCGUGCCAUGCAUGGGUAGAUACUUGACGUGACAGCUUCGUCUGGACGAACAUAACAAGCGACAUGGAGGGACGUCAACGCCGCUGUGGAGCUCCUCGUGUGGACGCUUUGGAUGCCAAAUGCCCCCCACUGGGAACCCGCCAUCGAGAGCGUCAACUCGAUGGAUGACCAGCCGCCAUAUUGCUCGCCGUGAUCUUGGACGCUAUCUUUAGCGUUGAUAGAGCAUGUUCCGCGUCCUAAUUGAUCCAAUCAUCGAGCGUCAAAUGCUCGGCCGCAU